AACUGGAGGGCUAGAGAGCUGGAGCUGGAACUGGAACUGGAGCUGGAGCUGUUAAGGAGUGUCGAAGCUCGUGCCCAACCACCCACCAAGUUUGUGCAUGGCCAGUCGUCAGCAGCUGCUGCUGCCUGCCACAAACAGCUAACCAACGGGGUCUAAUCGGACUGGGACUGGGUCUGGGACUGGGAGGAGGACGAGGGCGAGGGUGGUGACGAAAACGACAACGACGACAACGACGACGACGACGACAACGGCCACAAAAUGCAGAAGGAAAACAAUGUGACGGCAGAGAAUUGCCAAUUUGUGGGUCCCUAUCGCCUGGAGAAAACCCUGGGCAAGGGUCAAACGGGUCUUGUGAAGCUUGGCGUGCAUUGUGUGAUUGGCAAGAAGGUGGCCAUUAAAAUAAUCAAUCGUGAGAAACUCAGCGAAUCGGUGCUAAUGAAGGUUGAACGUGAAAUUGCUAUAAUGAAACUAAUCGAUCAUCCGCACGUGCUCGGCCUCAGCGAUGUGUACGAGAAUAAGAAAUAUUUGUAUUUAAUUCUGGAACACGUCUCUGGUGGCGAACUCUUCGACUACCUGGUGAAGAAGGGGCGGCUGACGCCGAAGGAGGCGCGCAAAUUCUUCAGGCAAAUAAUAUCUGCGCUCGAUUUUUGCCAUUCUCACUCCAUAUGUCAUCGUGACUUGAAGCCGGAAAAUCUGCUGCUGGAUGAAAAGAAUAACAUUAAGAUAGCGGACUUUGGCAUGGCCUCGCUGCAGCCCGCUGGGAGCAUGCUGGAAACCUCAUGCGGUUCGCCGCACUAUGCCUGUCCAGAGGUCAUAAGGGGUGAGAAGUACGAUGGACGUAAGGCGGAUGUCUGGUCAUGUGGUGUCAUUCUCUACGCGCUGCUGGUGGGUGCGUUGCCCUUCGACGACGACAACUUGCGGCAGUUGCUGGAGAAAGUGAAGCGCGGCGUCUUUCACAUUCCGCACUUUGUGCCGCCCGACUGCCAGAGCUUGCUGCGCGGCAUGAUUGAAGUGAAUCCGGACAGGCGUCUGACGCUGGCCGAAAUAAAUCGCCACCCUUGGGUAACCGCCGGCGGCAAAGGUGAACUGGAGUUGGAGCUGCCGAUGAUGGAGGUGGUGCAGACACAUGUAAUACCCACAGCGACGGCGGUGGAUCCGGAUGUGUUGAAUGCGAUUUGCUCGUUGGGCUGCUUCAAAGAGAAGGAUAAGCUCAUACAGGAACUGUUGAGCUCCAACCACAAUACCGAAAAAGUAAUUUACUUUCUGCUGCUCGAGCGCAAGCGACGACGGCCAGCACUCGAGGACGAUGAGGAGAUAGCACAGAAAUCGCGCAGUGAGUUGGAUGCCGUGGAUCCGCCACGUAAGCGACUGGACACUUGCCGUAUUAAUGGCACUAAUGCGCCCAGCUAUGGUCAAAUUUCGGAAGGAUCACCGCUGACGCCGCGACGACAGGCCUUCAACUUCCGUUCUUAUAGCAGCACACGCAAUCACCAACGACGCUCGCCCACAACGGUUUCUUCGUCUGUGCGCAGCUCAUCAUAUCACAGUCCCACGCGCUGCAACUCGCCCAUGAGCUCGGCGCAACAGCAGGCGAACGCCAUAUCGCGUCCCAGCUCGCCGGCGUCCUCCACACGGCAUUCCACGUACGGUGGGGCGGAUCGCGAACGCUCAGGCUCCAUACACCAUCCGUCGGUUAGUCGCACGCCUUCGCAUAGCUCGCAGAAGAGCAUCGAGGGCGUCAACAGCGAUGUGGUGGUGGUGCGGGAGCCGCGUCUGGAGCGCCGUGAUUCAUCGCGCAAUGAGCGUAGCUCAGCCAGGGAGCGGGAACGGGAGCGCGAACGUGAACGUGGGAACUGUGUGCCACCGGGCAGUCCUGGCGGCAACUCCACCGCCUCGCCUUCAGUGCAUCAUCGUGCCAACUCAGGUCCGACCAUUGCCAUUAGUAUGUUCCACGAUCCAGAGUCGAAUAGUGUUGUGAAUCCUACCGCCUCGCCGCUGCUGAACAACAGUAAUGUUGGUAUGCCUGGCUCGCCUUGUAAUACGCCGGGCGGACAGCUCUGGAAAACGCGCCUAACGAAUAUCAAAAACAGUUUUCUUGGAAGUCCACGUUUCCAUCGCAGAAAAUUACAGGUCUCCGCCGAUGAGGUUCACCUUACACCGGAGUCGUCGCCGGAGCUGACAAAGCGUUCGUGGUUUGGCAAUUUGAUAACCACGGAGAAGGAUGAAACCUUUACAAUAUUGGUGAAGGGCAAGCCCAUAGCCACAGUGAAGGCGCAUUUAAUCCAUGCAUUUCUAUCUAUGGCGGAACUAUCGCACAGCGUUGUGUCGCCCACCUCGUUUCGCGUGGAGUACAAACGUAAUGGCAAUGGACCGGUUAUGUUCCAGCGACAUGUCAAAUUUCAGGUCGAUAUCAGUGCUAUAUGCAAACAAGGUGAUAUUGCGGAUAUGCUAUUCGCUUUAACGUUUACACUGCUAUCAGGCAACAUCCGCCGUUUUCGUCGCAUUUGUGAGCACAUACAAUCGCAGGUCUGUUCGAAGCGAUUCCCCGGACCCAGUAGCCCGCCCACAGUGACGACCGUAACUCAGGCAGUGUCGGAGAGCUCUUCGUGUGGCUCGGUUUCCAGCGAACGAUUGUCCUAUAAGCGACAGGUGAUUGAAAAUGAUAUGGAAAACGAUUCCAUAUUUUCCUAUAAAUCGGGCAAUGGACGUCGUGCCUCAACGACCAAUAACAACAACGCCAAUCCGGUGGACAUACCAGGCAGUCCCAUAGCAGUCCGUUCAAAUUCCGAGACUGCUGAGCAUGAACGCAAUCGCGAACUGCAGAGUGAGCGCCAGGCGACAACGAUGUCCGGUAGUGCAAUCGCAUGAGAAUUAUUUCUCUGAUUUAGUUACAUUUUUCUAAAGGAUAUUUGUUUUGAUAUUAAACAACAAAAGCUAACGACAUAUUUCUAUUUCAACUAAAUAAUGCAUUGAGCAGCCAACAACUCUCAACAGUAUGCAUUUUUUCCAAUUCAACAUUAAAAACUAAACUCCAGAGAGAAAAAAAAUACGAAGUACAUAUGCAUAAAAAGCAAUAAUAGCGGAAUUUACUCAAAAUACUCAAAGGAACUUUUCAAACUGUACACCAACUAAAGGGAAAUCACUCGCUUCAUAAGUAUUGAACAAAACUAUGGCCUGUCAGCUGCUUGAGGAGGCUUGAAAAGAUCGAUGUGCAGCUUUUAUACUACAAAUUUUUUUUAGGCUGCAUAAUUGUUUUCUAACUAAAUUAAAUACAAUAAUUUUGAUGUAUGCUUUUUAUUUUUAAAUGGACAUUGUUGCCGCCGCGCCUGAAAAGCUUGCAAUACGAACACCGUGAAAAGAAAAUACAAAUACUCCUUUAAGGGAGAAAAUGUUACAAAAUGUUUUUUGCAUACGCUCUAGUUUAAGUCGAAAAGUUAGGAAUUUUCUUUAUCUAGAUCUUGCAUUAGCUAUGCAAUACAUAAA
Scaptodrosophila lebanonensis is the source of this 3483-nucleotide messenger RNA. It is a transcript of the gene sff, whose product is annotated as serine/threonine-protein kinase BRSK2. The record is from RefSeq and is a predicted model, not a curated record. Gene Ontology annotation, biological process: protein phosphorylation; microtubule cytoskeleton organization; intracellular signal transduction. Gene Ontology annotation, cellular component: cytoplasm. Gene Ontology annotation, molecular function: tau-protein kinase activity; ATP binding; protein serine/threonine kinase activity. The transcript has 15 exons. Bases 259 to 2868 code for a protein of 869 amino acids. NCBI's taxonomy places the organism in Eukaryota, Metazoa, Arthropoda, Insecta, Diptera, Drosophilidae.